Octodon degus (degu) is the source of this 1091-nucleotide messenger RNA. RefSeq names its product dead end protein homolog 1-like. Gene Ontology annotation, biological process: germ cell development; mRNA stabilization; negative regulation of miRNA-mediated gene silencing. Lineage: Eukaryota; Metazoa; Chordata; Mammalia; Rodentia; Octodontidae. Gene Ontology annotation, molecular function: mRNA binding. Gene Ontology annotation, cellular component: nucleus; cytoplasm. The record is from RefSeq and is a predicted model, not a curated record.
AUGCAGUCCAAACGCGAAUGUGAGCAAUGGUGUGAGAGGGUGAAUCCCGAAAAUAAGGCGGCCCUGGAGGCGUGGGUCAGGGAGACAGGCGUCCGCCUAGUGCAAGUGAACGGGCAGAGGAAGUAUGGCGGGCCACCCCCAGGCUGGGUGGGCAGCCCGCCGCCGGCGGGCUCCGAGGUGUUUAUCGGCCGGCUGCCCCAGGACGUGUACGAGCACCAGCUGAUCCCACUCUUCCAGCGUGUGGGCCGGCUUUACGAGUUCCGCCUGAUGAUGACCUUCAGUGGCCUGAACCGGGGCUUCGCCUACGCCCGCUACAGCUCGCGGCGCGGCGCCCAGGCAGCCAUCGCCACGCUGUACAACCACCCUCUGCGACCGUCGUGCCCGCUGCUCGUCUGCCGCAGCACCGAGAAGUGUGAGCUGAGCGUGGACGGGCUGCCGCUGGGCGUGACCCACAACAUGCUGCUGCUGGCGUUGCAGCCCCUGGGGCCCGGCCUGCAGGAGGCGCAGCUGCUGCCCAGUCCUGGCCGGCAGCCCGCGCAGAUAGCGCUGCUCAAGUUCAGCUCGCACCGCGCCGCCGCCAUGGCCAAAAAGGCCCUAGUAGAAGGUCAGUCACGCCUCUGUGGAGAACAGGUGGCUGUGGAGUGGCUCAAGCCAGACCUAAAGCAGUGGCUCCGCCAGCAGCUUGUGGGUCCCUCAUUUCAGUGCCUUCAGCCAGAUGGCAGCCAACUGGUCCUGGCCAGGGGCAAGCUGGGGUACCAAGGUUCUCGGGCUGCUCUGCAGCUGCUGUGCCAACGAAUGAAGCUGGGCAGCCCAGUAUUCUUAACCAAAUGUUUGGGUGCAGGACCUGCUGGCUGGCACUGCUUCUGGUACCAGGUAGUGAUCCCUGGGCAUCCAGUACCUUUUAGCGGCCUCAUCUGGGUCGUGCUGGCCACGGAUGGGCAGGAUGCACAUGAAGUGGCCAAGGAUGCUGUGUCUGCUCGGCUGCUGGAGGCGUUGAGUGAAUCUGCAGGUGGUCUUUUAUGGUUUUCAGGAGCUGAAGCAGGUUCUGUGGUUAAGCAGUGAUGCCUGCAUCUCCCCACAGGCAGCCUGAA